Molecule: messenger RNA, 1662 nt
Organism: Ascochyta rabiei
Lineage: Eukaryota; Fungi; Ascomycota; Dothideomycetes; Pleosporales; Didymellaceae
Exons: 1
Coding region: 1-1662 (553 amino acids)
Source: RefSeq, a predicted model, not a curated record
AUGCGGCCGAUCAGCAACAAAGAAACGGAGGCCGUUGAGCUAGACCAGCUCUUUGAGAGCUACGUUGAGACAGAUGUUUUCCAGCAAUUCACUACUUCAACUACCGACCCUUCUGGGUCCGACGAUCUGGCACAUCUCUUUGACCUGUCCCCAACCAAUGACAACAACCUCUUUGGCUUCACGCCUAUUCUCAAUCGGGACGCUGAGCCUUGGCACAAGGCUACGCAACUAUCCUCUCAAAACCCAACCUCGUCCGCUGAUUCAGUCAGUUCAUUUGUGAACUACAGUCAGUCUCGCGGCAACUCUACCUCGAGCGACAGCGACACGCUCAGUUUUGAGGAUCUUUUUGAGCUUGAGACGAACCAACUGCGAUCCACCUCUCAGCCUUCUACACCACGACCUCACGCCGCCACCAAGUGUAUCAAGAAAGCUCAGUCGUUUCCGGAUCGAUCAGUAACACGUGGCAUCCAGAAGACACUGAAGAAGUGUCCAAGUUCGAGCUUUGCGAAGACUGCAAAAAUGAUGCAGCCGUCCUAUUAUCGGGCUCCUGUCCCUGCCAUGUGGGCGCGCAAGAUGGAUAGCGCUGUUGACCUUAAUGCGCACGUGUUGCCCAUUAACAUGCAAUCGCCUCCUCCUUCCACCAAGUUGGUUCAGGAUGAAAGCACAGAUGGGUUCUUCGCACAACAACAACAACAACAACAUCAUCAUCAUCAUCAUCAUCAUCGUCAUCAACAACCUUACACCACCACGACACGGUCUCCAAUUGUUGACGGCAGCUCCUCCCCAGACAUGGGCUUCUCCAAUUACCAACUCACACCACAAGCGUCGCCAGCUAUCAGCAUUCCCAACAACAGCGACCCUUUCAGCCACAACAUAGGCUUGACACAGUCAUCAGCUUCCGGUACCGCGACUCUCUCAGCUUUCACGCCACCAAGCUCCCUCAGAAUUCCCAUGACGACCUGGGGUCCCACCGACUCACCCAACAUCGACUUUGCCUUCUCAGCCUCAUGCUCACCCGACUUUUCUACUACCAGGACAGCAGGCUGGUGGAACGACGAGAUAAUGCCCGCUACGCAACAAAACUACCCCACACACCGCGAAUCCAACGCGCGCACUACAUCACAGAGCAUCCCUGUCUCCAUGGCAGGUCUCGGCAUAUCCUGCGACAUGUCCAGGUUCAGUGACAUGAGCGAAUACCAAUCUCAAUCCGAGAUACAAUCAUAUCACCCAGUAAUGUACCCCACACAGCCCGAUCACGUUCACGCUUCACAUAUGGUUCCCAUUGGCACCCGUCCUCUCUCUCGCUCGCCUUCACCAACACUCCAACCACGCUUCCACCGCCGCCGUCCUUCAGGCCAGGCGCAACGCACAUCAACAACACAGUCGCGCCGAAAGUCCUCUCAGAGCUCGCACGGUUCUGCGCGUGCACCUUCCAGUGGCAACGUGGGAUUUGUCAACUUCACACCCGACGACAGCAGGAAGAUCCUGACCGGUGUUGCACCAAGCGGGUCAAGUAAGACGAAGAUGAGGCGAGAGAAAGAGGCUGCGGAGAAGAGGAGGAAGCUGAGCCAGGCUGCCGUCAAGGCGGUUAUGGAGGCGGGCGGGGAUGUAGAUCGGUUGAGGGCAUUGGAGAGGGAGGGGUUGUGUGUUUUUGAGAGCUAG